Messenger RNA from Octopus sinensis (East Asian common octopus), 1044 nucleotides. RefSeq names its product cell surface glycoprotein 1-like. The annotation marks the transcript as partial. The transcript has a single exon. The record is from RefSeq and is a predicted model, not a curated record. NCBI's taxonomy places the organism in Eukaryota, Metazoa, Mollusca, Cephalopoda, Octopoda, Octopodidae.
AUGACCACACAAGUUGAUCUUAUGCCAGAGACCACCACAGUGGCCGAUUGUGGUGAUGGUGAGCUCGAUCCAACCGAAGCAGACGUUCCAGAGACCACCACAGUGGCCGAUUGUGAUGAUGGUGAGUUCGAACCAACCGAAGCAGACGUUCCAGAGACCACCACAGUGGCCGAUUGUGAUGAUGGUGAGUUCGAACCAACCGAAGCAGACGUUCCAGAGACCACCACAGUGGCCGAUUGUGAUGAUGGUGAGUUCGAACCAACCGAAGCAGACGUUCCAGAGACCACCAGAGUGGCCCGUUGUGGUAAUGAGUUCGAACCAACCGAAGCAGACGUUCCAGAGACCACCACAGUGGCCGAUUGUGAUGAUGGUGAGUUCGAACCAACCGAAGCAGACGUUCCAGAGACCACCACAGUGGCCGAUUGUGAUGAUGGUGAGUUCGAACCAACCGAAGCAGACGUUCCAGAGACCACCAGAGUGGCCUUUUGUGGUAAUGAGUUCGAACCAACCGAAGCAGACGUUCCAGAGACCACCACAGUGGCCGAUUGUGAUGAUGGUGAGUUCGAACCAACCGAAGCAGACGUUCCAGAGACCACCACAGUGGCCGAUUGUGAUGAUGGUGAGUUCGAACCAACCGAAGCAGACGUUCCAGAGACCACCAGAGUGGCCUUUUGUGGUAAUGAGUUCGAACCAACCGAAGCAGACGUUCGAGAGACCACCACAGUGGCCGACGAACCAGCAACUUGUACUGACGAGGAACCAGAACCCACCGAAGCAGGCUGUCCAGACAUCACCACAAUGGCCGACGAACCAGCAACUUGUACUGACGAGAAACCAGAACCCACCGAAGCAGACGAUCCAGAGACGACCACAAUGGCCGACGAACCAGCAACUUGUACUGACGAGGAACCAGAACCCACCGAAGCAGACGAUCCAGAAACGACCACAAUGGCCGACGAACCAGCAACUUGUACUGACGAGGAACCAGAACCCACCGAAGCAGCGCUGUCCAGACACGACCACAAUGGCGACGAACAGCAACUU